UGAUGAUCUACGCAUUCAUACUCUCCUCCAGAACGGACGAUGACGUCGAGAGCUUUGGGUUUGGUCAGGUUCCCCAUUAUCACGGUUGUCAUUGUUAUUAUUAUGCUCCCCGUUCCAACUUCAUACUUCCCGGGAGUCUCCAACGCUUCGUUCCGGAUGACAAUGGAUGACACCCGGUAGGAUGAGCCCGGUGACAGCAUGCAAUACGAAGGAGUAGGCUUAUAUUUUGAGUUUUAUCGGCGUGGAGGAUCCUGCACUGGCCAAGAACUUCGUAUCUGCCACAUCUCAUGAUCGUCUUGAUCGAGUCACGGCGAUCUCCGUGAGGUACUGCGCUGCAUGUCCAGUGAGCGUACACGGAGUACACGGAAUACGGAGGAGAUAGAUGCACCCACGGCUUCCUUUUCUGUUUUGGUGCUCACCCCUUUCGAGCACACGCUGCUGCUCCCUAGCAUGGGGCAAGUGAAGAAGUACGCCACUCAUAGGAGUCUGGAUGCGCAUGCCGGCUUUAUAUCCGAAUAGGAACAUGGACUGUGCAUAAUCUAGAUGCAGCUACUAUAAAUACCCGGGAACAAUGGGCAACCAUGGCUACAGUGAUUGUUGGCUUGGUACUGGACUGGGGAAACUAUUUAUACUACCAAGGGAAUUGGCUUAUUUAGGAGUAAGCACUCCCAUCUCUCAACUUCUACUCCCAGUCGUGAGGAGCUGCCAUGAGCAUCCCAUGCGGAACAUCCUCUGGCCAUUCUUCUCAAGCAAACACUCGUGCGCCCCUCCUCAACACUCUACUGGGGCUGUGGUAAUACCAAGAUAUCGAAGCGCCAUGAGUUCUGGGACUGCAGGUGGUGCUGCUGCUGCCCUAUAUGCUGCGACUGUUAGUACACCAGCCAUUUUAGGUGCAGUGCCGGAUACAGUGAGUGAAAAGAGCCACUGGUUGAGAGAUAAGACUGGCAAAGGAGAAGCCAAGGGCUUUGUGAAUCCAUGGGAGAGCUCCCAUGACUUCUCUUUUCCUGAAAUAUUCAAGGCCAUGGUCCAACACAAAUUCUUCUCUGGAAACAGCCAGAGGCCUGAUACCACACCACCAACUGUCUCGGUCACCAAACCCAAGUUCCUCCCAUCGAGAACCAGCUCGCAAGCUCUGCGUGCAAUAUGGCUAGGACACGCAUGUUCCUACAUUGAGUUUCCCUCUGGUCUGCGCGUUCUCUUUGAUCCCGUAUUCGAAGACCGCUGCUCCCCCUUCUCCUGGCUGGGCCACAAGAGAUUCACCCCCAGGCCCUGCGACAUCUCCGAUAUUCCAAUUAUCGACUGUGUUAUCAUAAGCCACUCCCAUUACGACCAUCUUUCCCACCCCAGCAUCCUCGAAAUCCACAAACAUCACCCCUUCGUCCAAUUCUGUGUCCCGAAGGGCCUCAAAAAGUGGUUCGCAGACUGCGGCAUCAAGAACGCCGUCGAGCUCGAUUGGUGGGAGGACGUUGACCUCACCUUGUCCAAGCCGGCAGGCGAAAGCCCUCCGACGUCUGGUCCCGCCUCAACUCACGACAUUACGGCGAGGGUUUCUUGUCUCCCUUGCCAACAUACAUCUGCGCGUACUCCCCUAGACAAAUCAAUCACACUGUGGGCUUCUUGGUCGGUUUCUUCGGGCGGCAAGUCAGUCUACUUCGCCGGUGACACGGGCUAUCGCGCAGUUCCACUCGUGCCUAAGGAAGUCGACGACUGGGGCUCGGAGUUUGCCUAUCUCCCGAUCUGCCCUGCUUUCAAGCAAAUCGGCCAACUUCGCGGUCCCUUUGACCUGGGGCUGAUUCCGAUCGGGGCGUAUCAGCCACGGCAUGUUUUGAGUCCCGUGCAUUCGAAUCCGUAUGAUUCCGUGGAGAUCUUCAAGGAUACGAAAUGUAAGAAAGCAAUGGGAAUUCACUGGGGGACGUGGGCGAUCGCGGAGGAGAGUGUUCUGGAGCCGCCACAAUUACUUAAGAAAGCAAUGGCUAAGAGUGGACUGCCUGAGACCGGGGUUUUUGAUGUCUGUGGUAUUGGCGAGAGCAGGGAGUUUUGAGGCUUUGGCGGGAAAGAAGAUUUCUACUGUCUGGGUAUUAGAAUAUAAGACGGUUGCAGGCAGCGGUGAUGCUUGUUUAUUGCAGGGCAUUAUUACCCUGGGAAGAGAAUCCGAUAGAUACCUAGUGCUGGCAUGUCCUCGAUGCUUGUUUUGUUGGAAAGAAGUUGGUCUGAGCCGUUUCGAGUACACUGAAUGUAUUUCUCGGAGAAAGAGCGACAAGCCCUAAAAAGAAAACCUCCGGUCCGUCGGGACGUUCAUAAGAUGGCAAAACUACCACUGUAGCUCUCGCUCGCACACCAUCAGCUGGCAUCCCUCCUGCAAACCAGGGCCUGGGCCAGAGUCGUGACAGAUCCCCAGGCCGUCAAAUCGACUCUCCUCCUCGAGAACGAAGACAACAGGAGGAACGAUGAGUCGGUGCCGGUGGCAUUGGUAGACCUGGUAUUCUGCUUGUGGGAAGGGGUGGAAGGGGAAGGCAAAAGUUGAAGUCUCCCCAGGUACUUUGGAAUUACUUACAGACAAAUCAAUGAUCACAUGACGAUGUUUUUGGGUUAGUGAGCCUGGGUACUUUUGACCCCCAUCUUUCGACCAGGUAGGUCGGGAGCGCAAGGUCUCUAGCCCUCCGCUCUAAUGCCCUCGACCUGAAGCCCCAGGCGGAUCUCCAGAGAAGGCUUCAGACCUG
Monascus purpureus is the source of this 2720-nucleotide messenger RNA. NCBI's taxonomy places the organism in Eukaryota, Fungi, Ascomycota, Eurotiomycetes, Eurotiales, Aspergillaceae. The record is from the annotation of a GenBank genome assembly.